Molecule: messenger RNA, 525 nt
Organism: Nanorana parkeri
Lineage: Eukaryota; Metazoa; Chordata; Amphibia; Anura; Dicroglossidae
Product: TFIIH basal transcription factor complex helicase XPD subunit-like
Exons: 5
Biological process (GO): transcription by RNA polymerase II; positive regulation of mitotic recombination; nucleotide-excision repair
Cellular component (GO): nucleus
Molecular function (GO): DNA helicase activity; ATP binding; damaged DNA binding
Source: RefSeq, a predicted model, not a curated record
UGCCCCCCCUCCCCCCAGGUGGUUGGAAGAGGCAAUGAUCAGGUGGCAAUGACCUCCAAAUUCGAGACAAGAGAAGAUCUGGCCGUCAUGCGGAAUUAUGGGAAUCUUCUCCUGGAGAUGUCGGCCAUUGUGCCAGACGGCAUUGUGGGAUUUUUCACCAGCUACCAAUACAUGGAGAACAUUGUGGCCUCGUGGUAUGAGCAGGGAAUUCUGGAGAAAAUUCAACGGAACAAACUGAUCUUUAUUGAGACGCAGGACAGUGCGGAGACCAGUGUGGCCCUGGAGAAGUAUCAGGAGGCGUGUGAGAACGGACGUGGCGCCAUCCUGCUCUCCGUGGCUCGCGGAAAAGUGUCCGAGGGGAUCGACUUCGGUGAGUGUGAUGCUCGCCUGAAGUUCCUGAGGGAUCAGUUCCACCUCCGUGAGAACGACUUUCUGACAUUUGAUGCGAUGAGACAUGCCGCGCAGUGCGUGGGCCGCGCCAUCCGCGGGAAGACGGAUUACGGGAUCAUGUUGUUUGCUGAUAAG